Messenger RNA from Callithrix jacchus (white-tufted-ear marmoset), 5251 nucleotides. RefSeq names its product calpain 12 (gene CAPN12). Gene Ontology annotation, cellular component: cytoplasm. The record is from RefSeq and is a predicted model, not a curated record. Gene Ontology annotation, biological process: proteolysis. Gene Ontology annotation, molecular function: calcium ion binding; calcium-dependent cysteine-type endopeptidase activity. Lineage: Eukaryota; Metazoa; Chordata; Mammalia; Primates; Cebidae.
UAUUUUUAAUAGAGAUGGGAUUUCACCAUGUUAUCCAGGCUGGUCUCAAACUCCUGGCCUCAAGUGAUCUGCCCACAUCAACUUCCCAAAGUGCUGGGAUUAUGGGCGUGAGCCACUGUGCCUGGCCCUGUUUUCCAGGUUUUUUUUGAGACAGAGUCUUGCUCUGUUGCCCAGGCUGGAGUGUAGUGGUGCAAUCUCGGCUCAUUGCAACUUCCACCUCCCAGGUUCAAGAGGUUCUCCUGCCUCAGCCUCCUAAGCAGCUGGGAUUACAGGUAUGUGCCACUAUGCCGGGCUAAUUUUUGUAUUUUAUUAGAGACAGAGUUUCACUGUGUUGGCCUGGCUGCUCUUGAACUCCUGACCUCGGGUAAUCUGCCCGCCUCAGUCUCCUGAAGUGUUGGGAUUACAGGCGUGAGCCACUGUGCCGGGCCAGAAAGCCUGUUUGGUAACCCACUUUUGUAGCCAUGUACGUGGGCGGCUAGGACAAUAUCUGUGGGUCCACUUGGAGGGAAGGAGCCCAAAAGGCUUGAGGGACAUCUGAGUGGCAUCCAGGUGACAAGGUGCUGGGAGGGCAGUAGUUGUCCUUGAGGAGGGUGGAAGGUCUGCUGGGCCCAGUCCUGGUACGGUUCUGGUGUCUCUGAACUGUUUCUCCCAUUUCCUCCAAUGGCUCCAGAGUCCUUUGUGGGAAAUUCUGCUCCACCCAGACCCUGAGUGGCGUGGGCUAGGGCAGGGCCUCACGGUCACAGGUAGCUGCGGCUCCCAGCAUAGGACAGAUGCAGAGCCAUCCCUCUGGGGUCAGCCUCCCUGGGCAAGCAGGCUGAGUGCCUUGUCAGGGAGGGAGGAGGCGUGUCCUGAGGGCUUGGGGGGUGAUCGAAGCAGGGCUCAGGGUCCUGUGGUGGAUGAUGGAGGAGCCACAGGUGGGUUACAGGGACAGAGAGAAAGACGGAGAGACAGGGAGGCCGACACAAGACACACUGACAGGGUCUGAUGGGGGAGGGGCUGGGGGCCUGACUCCUGGGUCUGACAGGUACAGAGAGAAAGGCACACGCUGAAAGAGACAGAGACUGAGGGGGCGGGGCAUGGUGGCUCACACCUGUAAUCCCAGAACUUUGGGAGGCCAAGCGGGAAAGAUCACUUGAGCCCAGGAGCUCGAGACCAGCCUAGGCAACAAAGGGAGACACCCUCCCCCCACACCCAUCACCUGUCUCUACAUUAAAAAACAAAACAAAACAAAACGGUGGUUCACGCCUGUAAUCCCAGCACUUUGGGAGGCCGAGGCAGGUGGAUCACGAGGUCGAGAGAUCGAGACCAUCCUGGUCAACAUGGUGAAACCCCAUCUCUACUAAAAAUACAAAAAAUUAGCUGGGCAUGGUGGCGCGUGCCUGUAAUCCCAGCUACUCGGGAGGCUGAGGCAGGAGAAUUGCCUGAACCCAGGAGGUGGAGGUUGCAGUGAGCCGAGAUCGUGCCAUUGCACUCCAGCCUGGGUAACAAGAGCCGAAACUCUGUCUCCAAAAAAAAAAAAAAAAAAAAAAGAAAGAAAAGCCAGAGAGGGAUGGAGACAGGGAAAUACAGAGACACAGAAACUGCCCAAAACAAAAAACAAGAGAGGGCCGGGAGCCAUAGCUCACACCUGUAAUCCCAGUUUACUGGGGGGCUGGAGAAUCACUUGAGGCCAGGAGUUCAAGACUAGCCUGGGGAGCAUAGUGGGACACCCCCACCCCCUUCAUCUUUAUUUUUUUUUUUUUUAAUUAACAAAACCUGACCUGGCAUGGUGGCUCACACCUGUAAUCCCAGCACUUUGGGAGGCCAAGGUGGGUGGGCAGACUGCUUGAGGCCAGGAGUUCAAGACCAGCCUGACCAACAUGGAGAAACCCUGUCUCUACUAAAAAAACAAAAUUAGCCAGGCGUGGUGGCGCACAUCUAUAAUCCCAGCUACUCAAGAGGCUGAGGCAGGAGAAUCACCUGAACCUGGAAGGCAGAGGUUGCAGUGAACCGAGAUAGCAGCAUUGCACUCCAGCCUGGUGACAGAGACUCCGUCUCAGAACACAUAUACACACAUACACACACCCCACCCCAAGAGAGAUGGAGAGAGAGUGACGGAGAAGAGAGAUGAAGGUGGGAGAGAGAACCUGUCAGAGGGAGGCGGGGAGAGGCGAUCUGAGAGAUGGAGACAGAGGUAAACUGGCCUCCCUCCCCAGCCCCACAGGCGUCAGUAGCAGAGGCGCCCCCACACUGACCUCCUUCUCGGCACUCCCACAGCACAGACAGUCCUCCUUCAGGUCUGCCUGCCUGCCUUCCUGCUGUUGGCCAAGCCCAUUAAGCUGCUACCUUGGCCACAACUGAAGGCCCCACGCCCCAGGGAGGAAACCACUGAGGCGGCGUCCCUGCUACCCAGCACCCCAAACCAUCAAUUAAUAUUAAUGAGGAAAGGCUCCUCACUGCCUGAGGACCCCCACUGAGUCUCCAGUGGAGGGGAGGCCCCACCCCCAUGACUCAGGAGGUUAAAGGGCCUGGUGCUGGCCUAUGAGGCCAGUGUCCAGAUGGCGAGCGGCAGCGGGAGGGUCACCAUCCAGCUCGUGGACGAGGAGGCUGGGGUCGGAGCCGGGGGCCCGCAGCUCUUUCGGGGCCAGAGCUAUGAGGCAAUCCGGGCAGCCUGCCUGGAGUCAGGGAUCCUGUUCCAAGACCCUUACUUCCCUGCUGGACCUGAUGCCCUUGGCCAUGACCAGCUGGGACCAGACUCGGAGAAGGCCAAAGGCGUGAAAUGGAUGAGGCCCCAUGAGUUCUGUGCAGAGCCGAAGUUCAUCUGUGAAGACAUGAACCGCACAGACGUGUGUCAGGGGAGCCUGGGUAACUGCUGGUUCCUUGCGGCCGCCGCCUCCCUUACUCUGUACCCCCGGCUCCUGCACCGAGUGGUCCCUCCCAGACAGGAUUUCCAGCAUGGCUAUGCAGGCGUCUUCCACUUCCAGCUCUGGCAGUUUGGCUGCUGGGUGGACGUCGUGGUGGAUGACAGGCUGCCCGUGCGUGAAGGGAAGCUGAUGUUUGUGCACUCGGAACAGCGGAAUGAGUUCUGGGCCCCACUCCUGGAGAAGGCCUACGCCAAGCUCCACGGCUCCUACGAGGUGAUGCGGGGCGGCCACAUGAAUGAGGCUUUUGUGGACUUCACAGGUGGUGUGGGUGAGGUGCUCUAUCUGAGACAAAACAGCAUGGGUCUCUUCUCUGCCCUGCGCCACGCCCUGGCCAAGGAAUCCCUCGUGGGCGCCACUGCCCUGAGUGAUCGGGGCGAGUACCGCACAGAGGAAGGCCUGGUGAAGGGACACGCGUAUUCUGUCACGGGCACACACAAGGUGUUCCUGGGCUUCACCAAGGUGCGGCUGGUGCGGCUGCGGAACCCAUGGGGUCGCGUGGAGUGGACUGGGGCAUGGAGUGACAGCUGCCCACGCUGGGACACACUCCCCACUGAGUGGCGCGAUGCCCUGCUGGUGAAAAAGGAGGAUGGCGAGUUUUGGAUGGAGCUGCGGGACUUCCUCCUCCACUUCGAUACCGUGCAGAUCUGCUCGCUGAGCCCGGAGGUGCUGGGCCCUAGCCCGGCGGGGGGCGGCUGGCACGUCCACACCUUCCAAGGCCGCUGGGUGCGCGGCUUCAACUCCGGCGGGAGCCAGCCUAAUGCUGAAACCUUCUGGACCAAUCCUCAGUUUCGUUUAACGCUGCUGGAGCCCGACGAGGAGGAGGACGAGGAUGAGGAAGGGCCCUGGGGAGGCUGGGGGGCUGCAGGGGCGCGGGGCCCAGCGCGGGGGUGCCGCACGCCCAAGUGCACGGUCCUUCUAUCGCUCAUCCAGCGCAACCGGCGGCGCCUGAGAGCCAAGGGCCUCACUUACCUCACCGUGGGCUUCCACGUGUUCCAGAUUACAGAGGAGCUGCUGGGCCUCUGGAACUCCCCGCGCAGUCGCGCGCUCCUGCCCCGGCUGUUGCGCGCCGACCGCUCGCCCCUGUGCGCCCGCCGCGACGUGAGCCGCCGCUGCCGCCUGCGCCCCGGACACUAUCUGGUGGUGCCAAGCACCGCCCACGCCGGCGACGAGGCCGACUUCACUCUGCGUGUCUUCUCUGAGCGCCGCCAUACGGCAGUGGAGAUUGACGACGUGAUCAGCGCAGACCUGCAGGCUCUCCAGGGCCCCUUCUUGCCCCUGGAGCUGGGGUUGGAGCAGCUGUUUCAGGAGCUGGCUGGAGAGAAAGAAGAACUCGGUGCCCCUCAGCUCCAGGCCUUAUUAAGCAUUGCCCUGGAGCCUGCCAGGUCUCACAGCCGAACCCCUGGAGAGAUCGGGCUCAGGACCUGUGAGCAGCUGCUGCAGUGUUUUGGGCAUGGGCGAAGCCUGGCCUUGCACCACUUCCAUCGGCUCUGGGGCCACCUCCUGGAGUGGCAGGCCAUAUUUGACAAGUUCGAUGAGGAUGCUUCUGGAACCAUGAACUCCUAUGAGCUGAGGCUGGCGCUGAAUGCAGCAGGCUUCCACCUGAACAACCAGCUGACCCAGGCCCUCACCAGCCGCUACCGUGACAGCCGUCUGCGUGUGGACUUCGAACGCUUCGUGUCCUGUGUGGCCCAGCUUACCUACAUCUUCUGCCACUGCAGCCAGCACCUCGAUGGCGGUGAGGGGGUCAUCUGCCUGACCCACAGACAGUGGAUGGAGGUGGCCACCUUCUUCUAGGAUCUCAGGACAGGAAAACUGAGCAAGACCACUCCCCUGCCCUGCCUCGCACAGGUGUGCUGCUCUCUCUGGCAUCUACCUGCCUGGCGCUGGUUUUGGGCCCAAGUCCUCCACUCAGAAAGGACAGCAGACAACAGAAGUUGGUCCAUGUUAACGGCUUAGGACAGUGCUAAUUCUGCCCUGACUCUCCUAGGAAGUAGAGAACAAACGCAGAAGAGGGGGGAAAAAAGGACACUGCAGGAAUCCUUCUGAAAAAUAUUACAUGUUUUAUUAUCCUGUCCCCAGAGGAUGGUUUAUCCAGAAACCGAGGAAAAAAAAAUCAGAAUAACCUCAAAAAAAAAAAAAAAAAAAAAGUAGGGGGAGCAAAACCAUCAACCACCAGGCAGCCACGCCAGCAGCCCACCUCCACCUCUGGAGGGUCCCCAGAGCCGCGUCAGGUAGGGGAUGGGCUAUGUCUUCAUUGCGAGAGCAGGAGAGACAGCAGAGAUAUGUUGCUAGGUGAAUAUAUAUUUAUAUAAUAAAUCCGUAAGUUAAUAAAGUAAAUAGUAAUUCUC